UGAUAUUUCACGGAUCAAGCGGUGGUAAGAAGGCAAAAUAAUAUUUGAAAGAACCGCGAGCGACGCGACACGAGCUAAACUGCUCAGAUCAACUUGCUUGCGCACAGUGACGGGAGUGUUCUGUUUCUUGAUAAAGAUGACGCCAGCUCGGUGCUGCAGCGCGUCAGGCGCGCAAACUCCGGCUUCUUCGAGGAGAUAAAGCGCGGGGAUCUUCAGCGCGAGUGCAUUGAAGAAAUCUGCGACUAUGAGGAAGCGCGCGAGGUGUUCGAGGAUGACGAGAAGACGAAGCAGUUUUGGCUGAGUUACUCCGAUGCGCAUUCCAAGGGCACGAGGGUCCCCCUCGGUAGAACGUGCACGCCACUGACUGUAGGCUAAUGAUACCAGCGACACCAACACACACUAAGGAGCCCUGCUUGACCAAUCCAUGCAAGAACAAUGGCACAUGCAUCUAUCUAGCCAACACCUACUACUGCCUGUGUCUGGAGAGCUUUGAGGGCAAAUACUGUGAAAAGGGGUUUGAGGAGACGCUUAAGUGUCAGUAUGUGAAUGGAGGCUGUGAGCAGUUCUGUGAUGCUUCCGGACCCAGACGUGCAUGCAGAUGCGCCGCAGGAUACACUCUGGGAGCUGAUGGGAUGUCUUGUGUUGCUGAAGUUGAAUAUCCAUGUGGAAAGGUUCCACUUCAGAAGAGCACCGUUCAUUCCCAAAAAGAGUUUGUGGGUGGAAUUCAGUGUCCCAGAGGUCACUGUCCUUGGCAGGUGUUGAUAGAUUAUAAUGGUGAGAGUCUGUGUGGAGCGGCUCUUCUGGAUGAUAACUGGGUCAUAACUGCUGCUCACUGUGUUCAUCAGAAAGACACAAAGCAUUUGAAGGUUAUUACAGGUGAUCAUGACCUGGAUGUUAUGGACGGCUCGGAGGAGGCGUAUAAUGUCACUCGUGUGAUUAUCCAUGAGAACUAUGACCCUGUGUCACUGGAUAGCGACUUGGCCCUUAUACAGCUUUCUGAAGAACCCAAGCGCUCAGUGUACGCCGUGCCUGUUUGCCUGCCCACACCACACCUGGCACAGAAUGAGCUUGAGGCCAUCCGCUUCCACACGCUUAGCGGAUGGGGCAAGCGAACUCCAGGGGACAACAUCCCUCCGUCCAAAGGCCUUAAAGCCCCAUCAUCUGCCACACUGCAGCGGCUGGCUGUACCUCUGUUCCCCACAGCACAGUGUGUAGUGAAGAGUGGCGUUAACAUCACUACAAACAUGUUCUGCGCGGGUUACACUGAGGGCAGCCACGAGUCCUGCAGAGGACAUGAUGGCAGUCCACUCGUCACACGCUAUGAGGGAACAUCCUUCCUGACAGGUGUUGUGUCAUGGGGUAAAGGCUGCAGUCAGCCUGGGAACUAUAGGAUUUACACCAAAGUGGCCAACUUUUUGAAAUGGCUUGAGAUGGUUAUGAAAACACCCAUCAAGCCACUUAAUAUCAGUGGAUUUCCAUCCACUCACAAAUAAUGUCUCUACCAGAGGUUAAUGUGAUGAGCUUUGAAAUAAAACCAUUACUCUGA
Cyprinus carpio (common carp) is the source of this 1546-nucleotide messenger RNA. RefSeq names its product coagulation factor VIIi (gene f7i). Gene Ontology annotation, biological process: proteolysis; blood coagulation. The record is from RefSeq and is a predicted model, not a curated record. Gene Ontology annotation, cellular component: extracellular region. Gene Ontology annotation, molecular function: serine-type endopeptidase activity; calcium ion binding. NCBI's taxonomy places the organism in Eukaryota, Metazoa, Chordata, Actinopteri, Cypriniformes, Cyprinidae.